Messenger RNA from Closterium sp. NIES-67, 4171 nucleotides. Lineage: Eukaryota; Viridiplantae; Streptophyta; Zygnematophyceae; Desmidiales; Closteriaceae. The record is from the annotation of a GenBank genome assembly.
GGAAGAGAAAGUCCCUUCCCUUCCAUUUGAAAGUCCACUUGGGUCCGUCGGUCCUCCUCAUGUCCUCGUCCCCACCAUUUCACUUCCCAUCCUAACCUCUUUCUGAUCCGAACUUGUUUCUUGCUGCAGCCGUAGCGAUUAGAGGAGAUUUUCCGAGUCAUUCUUAGCUGAUUUGAUUCCACAGGUUCUUCGCGAUACUCUUAUCAGAUGUAAGCGGCGCGGCUGAAAGGACGACUUUACCCUAAUUCUGUAGUCUUGCUAAUAGUAAUCAUUCUUCGAUGAUUCUGACAAGCCGCAAGACUGCCGCUUCACUCGCCGCCGUAGCUGGGGAGGAUAGCCUAGGCCGUAGUAGCAAUGCUGGCCAGUGCGACGCGCUCGAUAGGGCUCUCUGGGAUGUCACGCCCGCCGUAUGGCUGUCGGAAGACGGCGUACUUAUUGACUCAAGUCCCGCGGCGUGUCGGUCGCUGGGCUUCGAUUCCUCGGAAUCGCCGGCAGCGGCGUUGUUUCGCCGACCGUUCCUCGAGCUAAUCCAUGAAGACGAUCGCGCGGAGUUCCAGAGCUGCCUGACGCAGUGUGUUGCGGCGGAGAGCGCGACGGUGGAAGCUCGGUUCCGAAGAAGCGAAGGUGAUAACAACAGCAGCAGCGGUUUCCGAUGGUUCGAGGCCCGCGUGACUCGCGUCGGGUUACCCGUCGCCAAGGACGGUCGCUCGCUCCUCUGCACCCUCCACGACAUCUCCAAAUGGAAAAGCGAGCAGGAGCUGCUCGGCUCGGCCCUGCAAAACUGCUUCGCAGCUGCUCGCAUGGGUGACGAGCCCGUGAAUAUCCCCUAUAUAGAGAAGGGUCUGGAUUCAUUAUUGGAAGGACUGAAAGCUCUAGAGAAGAAAGUUCAAGAAGGAAUGGCCAAUGAGCAAUACAAGAAGAUCUUCGAGAUGUCCAUGGAUCCGAUUUUCAUAAUGGGAUUCGACGAGAAGAAGCUCAUUGAGGAGUGCAACGAGGCGGCAGUGCAGAUGCUCGGGUACCAAUCAAAAGCCGCCAUCUGUCACAUGCUGAGCGUGCCGAUGUUCACGCCUGUGAUGCAGCCGGACGGGGAGAGCGUGAUGGCGAAGAUGGGGCGCAUGACAGAGCGCAUGAUGCGGGGCGAAUGCGCGAUUGAGGAGUGCUGGCACUACAGCGCGGAUGGCACUCUCUUCCCCGUGCUGGUUAAAGUUCAGCUGAUGCACGUGAAUGGGGAGACCAAGGUGGUGUCGGUGUGGCACGACUUGAGAGACAUCAAGAGGCACGAGGAGGAGCUCAGGAAAGCCAAGGAGGCGGCAGAAGCAGCCAGCCAGGCCAAGAGCCAGUUCUUGGCAAACAUCAGCCAUGAGAUCCGCACCCCCAUGAACGGUGUGCUGGGAGUGGCCGAGUUGCUGCUCCAAACGCCUUUGAGCGUGGAGCAGCAGCAGUACUGUGAGGUGAUCCGCACGUCGGGGGACAGCCUGCUGCGGAUCAUCUCAGACGUACUCGAUAUAAGCAAGAUCGAGGCGCACUCGCUGGCUCUCGAGGCCAUCCCCUUCCACCUGGGGCGGACUGUUGCAGACUCCAUCGCUGCUGUGGGGGUGCUGGCAAGACAGAAGGGGCUCAAGCUGGACGUGCACAUUGCUGACUCGAUGCCUCAGUGCAUCGUGGGGGACCCCAGUCGCCUGCGCCAGGUGCUCCUCAACCUGCUCUCCAACGCCAUUAAAUUCACCCACCAGGGUUUCGUGAGGCUUCACGUCUCCACAGAGCGUGUUGCUACGAAGCUCCAAAUGACAGGGCAGGAAGACACAAUAGCAGCAGCAGCAGCAGCAGCAGCAGCAGCAGCAGCAGCAGCAGCGGCGACAGCGUUUGAGCAGCAUCAACCAGUGGAACACCCUUGGUUACAGUCCCACGGGGCAGCACAAAGGGUUAGGUUCCAAGGUCGUACUGGUGGCAGUGUAGAGAAACCACUGGGGCUAAGCCCUGAGGAGCGCAUCAGGCUGACUGGCUCUCAAGCGGCUCCUGCUGUUGCUGCUUCUGGAGGAGAGCAACCUCUAGGGGUCCGCUGUGAGGACAGUAUCAGGCUGACAGGCUCUCAAGCAGCCCCUGCUGCUGCGGCUGCUGCUGCUGCUGCUGCUGGAAACGAGCCAUCUGAAUCGCCCGAAGCAAAGUAUGGGGAUAGAUGGGAGGGGCGCCAGGCCAGGGGGCGGGGAGAGGUGGAAGAGGCAGUGGUGCGAGGGAGCGGCAAGCGCAAGAGAGACAGCUGCUGUGGGGAAGAAGAUUGCAAUGGGAGUGCAGGCGCAGAAAGAGCAGCAGGAGCAGAAAGAGCAGCAGGAGCAGCAGUGAGGGUCGGUGGAGAGGGUGAUUGCGCCCUGUUGAAGCACAGACGAAUAGGCUUUGGGGGAGGCAUUCCAGGAGGGACUUGCAGAGAGCACCCCGAAAGGAUGAGACAUCUGCAGGAUACUAGGCAAUCAGAGAUAGCAAGAGAGACAGGUGGGGAGGCCGUGUGCCGGCCAAGGGACGGAUUAUUGCAACCAGGACCAACAGAAGCAGCAGCAGCAGCAGCAACGAGAGCAGCGUCAGAAGCGCCUGCAGACUCUGACAUGCAAGUGAUGGUGCACUUUGAGGUGGCCGAUACUGGCAUCGGCAUACCAUCAGAUUUGCUCCCCCGUCUCUUCCAGCCGUUCAUGCAGGCGGACGAGUCCACCAGCCGCAAGUACGGCGGCACGGGGCUUGGCCUUGCCAUCUGCCACUCCCUCGUCACCCUCAUGGGGGGGAGCAUCCAUGUCGCUUCGGUUCAGAAUCCAGAUCCUAUUUUUGAGGCGCCUCAAAAAUACAAUCCAGAUCCUUCCAGCCAUUCUGCUGGCUGUAUGGCUGCCGGGUCAGCAGCUGGCAUAGCUGCCAGCAAAGCCACAUCUCCAGCUGCUCUUGCUCAUGAGUCCCAUGCUGUGCAGCAUGCUGCACAGGUUGACCAGGCAGACCAGGCUGACCAUUUUGACCUGGUUGACCUGAGUCACGGCACUACGUUCCGGUUCUCGCUGCCGUUCAAGCUGGCCCAGGCAACCUCCUGCCGAUCGCCCCGCUUGGAUGCCUUUGACCGGCUGGUUGACCCCAGUGCAGCAGCUGCUGCUGCUGCUGCAUGUUUAGAGGAGACGCCUCACAAUGCGACUUCGUCUGCUGCUGCGGCUGGUGGUGGUGGUGGUGGUGCUGCUGGGAGCCCGCUGUCCUGGUCGGUGCAGGAGAGCUUGCUGUUAGUGGGAGAGAGGCUGGAUGACGCGGAUGAGGUCAAGCGACAGCACCCGGACUUCGAGGGGACGGAGCUGAUACACGUUUGUGAGGAGGAGAAUGGAGAUGAAAACGUGAAUGAGCAGAACAAGGUUACCGAGGUGCAGAAAUGGAUGCAGGGCGAGCAGCAGCGACCCAAGCAGAAGCGGGUGGUUCACGGGCUGGUGCUUUCAUCUCUCUCCCAUGAGGGAGUGUCAGGAGGAGCACCUUCAUCGGUGAACACGACGAUGGUUCCAAGAUCGCCUUCUCCUCGCUGCCUGUCCGCGUCGUUUCCCGGAGUGCGGUGCCUAGUGGUUGAGGACAAUGCGGUGAACCGCAUGGUGGUGGUGCGGCUGCUGCGCAGCCUGCAUGUGAACAGUGACGUCGCUGAGAAUGGCGUGCUGGCAGUGCGGGCGUGCCAAGCCAAGGACUACGACAUUGUGCUCAUGGAUGUUCACAUGCCUGAGAUGGACGGUUUUGAAGCCACAUGCACGAUUCGAGCCCUCAGUGCACAGCAGAGGGGUAUCAGAUGCAACGAGGGCAUCACAGAUCAAAGAGGAACCGACCCCAAAGGUUGUUCAGAUACUACUAGGUCGCAGCAGGUGGCUGGCGGCCGGUGCCACGAGCACUACUUCAGAGAUGUGCUGCCUGAGAGCAGACCGGUUAUUGUUGCGCUCACCGCUGGUGCGUUGAAGCAUGAGCGCGACAAGUGUGAGAGUGUGGGAAUGGACGGGUUCUUGACCAAGCCAGUCCGGCUGCAAGACCUUGUCUCAGUAAUUGAGCCGCUGCACAGACACGUGGGUGCAUCACCUAGAUACUGUUACAUACCAAUGUAGAUCGCAGUGGCCACCUGUCCCUCUUCACUGAUGAAAUCAUCUUUUGCGUUGUACAGAUGACUAGCUUCUCAUGUUGA